Molecule: messenger RNA, 2631 nt
Organism: Clarias gariepinus (North African catfish)
Lineage: Eukaryota; Metazoa; Chordata; Actinopteri; Siluriformes; Clariidae
Gene: hdac11
Product: histone deacetylase 11
Exons: 12
Coding region: 239-1414 (391 amino acids)
Molecular function (GO): histone deacetylase activity
Source: RefSeq, a predicted model, not a curated record
CAAGCGCGCGCUGAAAGGAGAAAAGCAGGAAAAGCAAAGUGUAACCGAGGAAUAAUCGUGACUGGCUGUGACAGCUUUGUCUGGAAACAUUUGGGCAUGUUAAUACAAAAUGACUAGAUCUUUUAGAAGAUGUCAGCGUAUAUUCCUUGCAUAGUAAACGACUAGACGACGAAAAUAAGCUGACUCUAGAAAUAAAGAGCCAAAAUAAAAUGGCUAGCAGGACGGGGCGUUGCGUCGCAUGAAUUCCUAUUGCGCCUGCGCAGGAGUUGCAGAGAAUUGUGGGAAAUCUGAAAUCUGGAAUGCUGUGGUCGACAUGUCUAGUAAAGAAAGUUCAGAAGGAAAAAGGGGCUCACACCAGACCGAGUUGUAUGAGCGGGUUCCUGAAACAUGCCUGCCAAUCGUUUACUCACCUGCAUAUAACAUCACCUUUAUGGGUCUGGAGAAACUCCAUCCAUUUGACGCUGGCAAAUGGGGCAAAGUCAUUCACUUCUUAAAAGAGGAGCAGUUCAUCACAGAUGAGACCAUUGUCACAGCGAGGGAGGCCAGCGAGGAGGAUCUCCUCGUGGUUCACACCAAACGCUACCUGAGCAGACUCAAGUGGUCUCUGGUGGUGGCCACCAUCACAGAAAUCCCUCCUCUCGUUUUUUUGCCCAACUUCUUGGUGCAGCGCAAGGUGCUGAGACCGUUACGCACCCAGACCGGCGGCACUAUUAUGGCUGGAAAGCUUGCCAUGGACAGAGGCUGGGCAAUUAACGUGGGAGGAGGCUUCCACCACUGUUCCAGCGACAAAGGAGGGGGUUUCUGUGCAUACGCCGACAUCACACUUGCUAUUAAGUUUCUGUUCGACCGAGUGGAGGGGGUCUCUAGGGCCACCAUCAUCGAUCUGGAUGCUCAUCAGGGAAAUGGACAUGAAAGGGAUUUCUUGGAUGACAGACGGGUUUACAUAAUGGACGUCUACAAUCGGCACAUUUACCCCGGAGAUGGAUAUGCCAAAAGGGCAAUUAAGAGGAAAGUGGAGCUGGACUGGGGCACAGAAGACAAUGAGUAUCUCCAGAAGGUGGAGCUCCACUGUGAGGGGACAUUGAAUGAGGUCAGACCUGACAUAAUUGUCUACAAUGCCGGCACGGAUAUUUUGGACGGUGAUCCUCUAGGAGGCCUGGCAAUUUCGCCUCAGGGCAUUGUAAAAAGAGAUGAGAUCGUGUUUAGCGCAGCACGAAGGAGAGGGAUCCCCAUUCUCAUGGUGACAUCAGGCGGCUACCAGAAGAAGACGGCGCGUAUCAUCGCAGACUCAAUCCUGAACCUGCACAGACAACAUCUGAUUAGUGGAGAGGUGCCGGAAGAGGCGGGACAGUCGAUGGUGCCAGUCAUGAUGAGCAAGUCUGUGUCAGCAGGGGCAACUUUUAAUGCCAUCUAAUUUUGGUUAGAUUUGUUUUUUUUCUGGCCCGUUUGUUUUAGAUUAGCAGCACUGUCCCUAUUUUCAUUAACUAACAGGAGCAUGUAAUCCUGAUGAGGUGUAGGGAACAUUUUAUUGUUCAGAGGGGAAAAUGUAUAUUUCUUUUUAUUGUCCUAGCCUACUUUAACCUCUGGUACUUUAACAAUGAAUUAAACCUUUUGGAUGAGUUUAAAUUCUUUACAUUUGUACUUUAUGCAAUGCUUAUUUGCACAAUUUUAUUUUAAAGGAUAACAAAAGCCAGAGUAAUUACGGAUUUCUUCUGUAACAUUACCGGAAGUCAUUUUGGAACAAAUUUUGUUACUCUUAUUACAUUUCUGUACUGUUCUAAAUGAGUAUAGAGCCAUAAAUAAUGCCAAUUCCGCAGCUCCCAGGUCCAGCACAAUCGAGCAGGAACAUCCUUAGAGAGUUAAGCAGCAAAUUUAUUGGCUUCUUUGUGGUACUAACCAACUGAAUGUGCUUUCUAGGAGGAUUGCCUGCCCUCUCCCCCACUUCCAUUGUUUCAGCAGACUUCAUUUAAAGGUGAUUUUCAUGAACGAGUAACCCCCUCUCUAUGCCCUGCAGCAAGCCUUUGCAUCCUGCUGACUCAGCAUCUACUUUAAGAUAUCCGAGAGUGAGAGAAUGUAAAUUAGAAAUCACUCCUCCUUAGUGAUCCGCAAUCCAUUGGAAAAAAAAAGUAAUAAUAAUAAUAAUAAUAAUAAUAGUGUGGGAUGUGCAAGUCAUCUUCUGACUAGAUGUGAUUUAUGUUGUCAAAACACUCACAUGUUAAUGUUAAUAACAAGAUCUUCCUUCCAAGUCUAGCUGUGUCUGGUGGGUUUGGGUUUGGCUGCUGGGGUGAGAUUGUCAGUUCUAAUAAGUAUGUUCCAAGACACUAAAUGUGUCAUCAUUACUACUUUAUAAUGCACAUUAAUGCAAUCUUUUUGGAUUUUGAUGUGUACCUUAUUGACAUGACUACGCUUUAAACUGACUCCUGCACUUACUGUAUAAUCUUCUUAUGGGAUUGUAAUCUGAUCUUUUUGAAAGUCUAUGAAGGUGCGCGUGUGUGUGUGUGGGUGGGUUUGUGUGUGUGUAAUUGUACCCUCUUACUGUACUGUAUAUCCACACUACAUGUUGUGGUGCCUAACAAAAGUGCCACAAUAUUAUAUGCGUUCUUCAUUUAUUUUUUUUUAACUGGCAUUUUG